AUGGAUUCAGCUAUGGUUCUGCAUCUUCCUGUUAGUUCUGCUGCAAACAUCACUAUCAACAUUAAUUCCAUUCCUAUGCUAAAUGAUGUUAACUUUAAGUCAUGGCAAGAGAACGUUAUGAUAGUUCUCAGAGCCAGUGAUCUUGAUAUUGUGUUAAGGUUUCCUUCUCCUGCACCUCAUAUGGACAAAAGUUCCACUGAUGAGAAAAAAAAUAUGGAGAAGUGGGAGAGACUAAAUCGCAUGUGUAUGAUGAUCAUGAAAAGGGUCAUUCCAGAAGCAUUCAGGGGCACUAUGUCUGAGAAGAUAACUACUGCCAAAGAGUUUCUUGAGGACAUUGAGAAAAUGUUUGAUAAGAAUGAAAAGGCUAAAAUUAGUACACUUUUGGAAAAUCUUAUCUUAAUGAGAUACAAAGGGAAAUAA
Molecule: messenger RNA, 420 nt
Organism: Asparagus officinalis (garden asparagus)
Lineage: Eukaryota; Viridiplantae; Streptophyta; Magnoliopsida; Asparagales; Asparagaceae
Exons: 2
Coding region: 1-420 (139 amino acids)
Source: RefSeq, a predicted model, not a curated record